Cuculus canorus (common cuckoo) is the source of this 5758-nucleotide messenger RNA. It is a transcript of the gene TPCN1, whose product is annotated as two pore segment channel 1. Bases 778 to 3231 code for a protein of 817 amino acids. Gene Ontology annotation, biological process: transmembrane transport; monoatomic ion transport. The transcript has 27 exons. NCBI's taxonomy places the organism in Eukaryota, Metazoa, Chordata, Aves, Cuculiformes, Cuculidae. Gene Ontology annotation, molecular function: voltage-gated channel activity; monoatomic ion channel activity. Gene Ontology annotation, cellular component: endosome membrane; lysosomal membrane. The record is from RefSeq and is a predicted model, not a curated record.
GCGGGGCCGGUGAGCGCGGGCCGGGGGCGGCGCGGCGCGGCAACAGUCCCGUGUCGGGGUCCGUCGCUCGCUGUAGGCCGCAGCAGCAGCCCGGGCUCGGCCGCCUGGAGAAUCCGCCACCGCGCUGCCCGGUGCCUGCCCCGGCCUGCCCAGAGGGAAACCGGUUGCGGAGCGCCCUUUGCCGCUGCCCGGGGCCCGCCUGGGUUUCCUUAUCCGCCGAAGAAAUCCGCGGCUCGGUGGCGGUGACACCACCCGGUACCGGACGCUGCGGGGGCUUCAUGCGCGCAGCCCCAGCCCGGCCUCUCUGUCUCCCUCUCGCCCCUUCCCAGCCGAACUCGAGGCGUGUCGGCGUGCGAGGGCACAGAGCCAUGUGUGCUGCGGCCUCUUAGCAGCAUGCUGGCCCCGGGGGCCUCGCGCCUCCUGCGCCCGGAGCUCAGGAGUUCCUCGAGAAGCGCUUUCCUUUGCUUCCCCGCUGUCCUGCGGGCCAAGCGCUGGCUGGAAGAGGCAGCCCAGGCCUGUCUGUUUGAAUUUGGCUUGGGCCCGAGCGCUGCCAGUGCUCCUAGCACCCUGCACUGCUUUUGAAAGCAGCUAGCUAGCUCUCUUUCUGAACUGUGGUCUCCAGAGAUGGGUGCGCGCUCCUUUAUACUCGUAUCUCUGGAAGGCACCCCUGAUGGAAGAAGACUUCCUGGGGAGAGUUUUUGACAGAAGCAUUCUACAAGUGGAACUGAAAGAGGCGUUAUUUAAAGCUCUUGGAGUCAGAGCCUCUACAGGGACGCGAUGGCUGUGAGCAUGGAUGAUGACGUUCCCCUCAUCCUCACCCUGGAUGAUGGUGGAAGCAGCGCCUCAGCCCCUCUAGAUGACCCGGAUCGGGAGGAGCUGCCUAAUGAAAAUGGAGGUAGCUAUGACGUUAUUAAUGACGCAUCCAGCCCCGCUGCGGGGGACUGCUGUGCGCAGCAAAGCUCUGCCCGACACAACUGGGAAAUGAACUACCAAGAGGCAGCGAUCUACCUCCAGGAAGGAGAAAACAAUGAUAAGUUCUUCACUCACCCCAAAAAUGCCAAAGCACUUGCUGCCUACCUCUUUGCACACAAUCACCUUUUCUACCUAAUGGAGCUGAGCACGGCACUGCUUCUCCUGUUGCUGUCUCUCUGCGAGGCACCUGCUGUUCCUAUGCUCCGUCUUGGCAUCUUUGUCCAUGCAACCCUGGAGCUGUUUGCAUUAAUUGUGGUAGUCUUCGAACUCUCCAUGAAGAUGAGGUGGCUGGGCUUCCAAACCUUUAUCAGGCACAAGAGGACUAUGGUGAAGACUUGCGUGCUGUUUGUACAGUUCAUAGAGGCAAUCGUGGUGUUGGUGCGUCAAACCUCGCAUGUCCGGAUAACGAGAGCUCUGCGCUGUAUCUUCUUGGUGGACUGCCGUUACUGUGGUGCCGUCAGAAGGAAUCUGCGACAGAUCUUCCAGUCACUCCCACCAUUUAUUGACAUUCUUCUCCUUCUGCUUUUCUUCAUGGUGAUUUUUGCCAUCCUGGGUUUUUACUUGUUUUCUCCUAACCACUCCGAUCCGUACUUCAAUACCUUAGAGAACAGCCUCGUGAAUCUCUUUGUGCUUUUGACCACUUCAAAUUUCCCUGAUGUGAUGAUGCCGUCUUAUGCUCGAAACCCCUGGUCCUGUGUCUUCUUCAUCGUGUAUCUCUCUAUUGAGCUGUACUUCAUUAUGAACUUGCUUCUCGCUGUUGUGUUCGACACUUUCAAUGACAUCGAGAAGAACAAGUUUAAGUCGUUGCUGCUGCACAAGCGCACAGCCAUACAGCAUGCCUACCGCUUGCUGAUCACCAAACAGAGGCCGUCUGGAAUUUCCUUCAAGCACUUUGAGGGGCUGUUGCGGUUUUACAAGCCUCGGAUGUGUGCCAGGGAGCGAUAUCUCACUUUCAAAGCACUGAAUCAAAGCCAUACUCCUUUAAUCAGUCUAAAGGAUUUUUACAAUUUCUAUGAAGUUGUUGGCUUAAAGUGGAAGGCAAAACGAAAUCGUGAGCACUGGUUUGAUGACCUUCCACGGACAGCAUUCCUUAUUUUUAAAGGCAUCAACAUCCUCGUGAACUCCCGUGUGUUCCAGUACACCAUGUAUACUGUGGUGGCUGUGAAUGGAAUUUGGAUUCUUGUUGAAACCUUUAUGCUUCAAGGAGGGAAUUUCUUCUCCAGAAAUGUCCCGUGGAGCUACAUAGUCUUCCUCACAAUCUACGGCAUGGAGCUGCUCCUGAAGACCACUGGGUUGGGGCCUGUUGAGUACCUGUCUUCAGGCUGGAACCUCUUUGACUUCUCAGUCACCCUGUUUGCAUUUCUGGGGCUCAUAGCCCUGGCGUUUAACAUGGAGCCGUUCUACUUCAUUGUCGUCUUGCGGCCUCUUCAGCUGCUGAGGCUGUUUAAACUGAAGAAACGCUACAGGAAUGUCCUGGACACUAUGUUUGAGUUGUUCCCCCGGAUGGCCAGCCUGGGUUUAACCCUGCUGAUCUUCUACUAUUGCUUUGCCAUUGUUGGCAUGGAGUUCUUUGCUGGCGUUGUCUACCCGAACUGCUGCAACACAAGCACAGUUGCAGAUUCCUACCGCUGGGUGAAUCAUACGGUUGGCAAUAAAACAGUUGUGGAAGAAGGUUAUUACUAUCUCAACAACUUCGACAACAUUUUGAAGAGCUUUGUUACACUGUUUGAGCUGACAGUUGUCAACGACUGGUACAUCAUCAUGGAAGGGGUGACAUCCCAAACCACUCACUGGAGCCGUCUUUACUUCAUGAUCUUCUACAUUGUGACCAUGGUGGUGAUGACUAUCAUUGUGGCUUUUAUUCUGGAUGCUUUUGUCUUCCGCAUGAACUACACUCGGAAGAACCAAGAUUCAGAAGAAGACAACGGCAUCAUGCUGGAGAAGGAGAUCUCCAAGGAGGAAGUGGUUGGCAUAAUCGAGCUGUACAAGCGGAGUUCAGCUGCUGCUGAAACCGCUCAGCUGCAGAAGAUGGUUUUGCAGAUGGACAAAUACGGGCAAAUGUCAACAGUGUUUCUGGGACGCAGAUCAAGGACCAAGAGUGAUUUGAGUAUGAAGAUGUAUGAGGAGGAGAUACAGGAGUGGUAUGAGGAGCAUUCCAGAAAAGAGGAAUCUCAGACACCGUUGCAAGAGCCUGCGUCUGCUUCCAACAGCUCUCUGAAGCCCCUGAGCCUCCGACAACGCUCCCAGACUGUCAUUUAGGUCUAGCUUAUGCAAGCCGCCUUCUAUGCAAUAACCUAGAAUAUUAUUUUUCAGCAUAUAUAUUGGGAUGAUGUAUAUAGAUCUGUUCAGUGUACUGUUCGGCUUUAGGGUUCAAAUCUCUUUCCCUAGGCAGUGAGUUACUGAAAAAAGCAGAGGCCCGGGGGGCUCUGUGCGGGGCUGCUGCACCCAGGCUGAGCGUGGUGCCUGUGCUCAGCACAGAGCGAACGUCUCAGAUGGGGCAGAGACCUUCUCCCUCUGAGCUGCUUCCCGGGAUCGACCCUGCUGUUUGUCUUAGAACUAACGGACCUUGGGGAAAGGGAUGUGCACUCCGUUAACAGCAGGAGAUGCGCUGAAGCCACCUGCUCAGUAUUAAAACUUUUGUCCUUUUUGAAGAUCCCUUUUGCUGAAAGGGUACCAUUAAGCUAGGAAUAAAAGAUCAGGGAGUGAAUUUUUGUUUCUUCUCCGCCCUCCUUAUGCAAGGAAAGGGGAGGUGGUGUGAAACUUCAGCACUUUUGGAAUAGCGGUCUACCUUCCCCUCCGUUUUGUCACACCUAGAAGCACUCCCUGUAGCGGAUCCAGCUCCGGUUAUUGAACUCGGCUGUCCCUGAGCAGCUCUGUGGCAGCUGGAGCCAGAAAAUUGAGGGCCAGCGGCUCAUUGGGUUAGGAGCGUAGGUAGGACGGGAGUUUGGGAAGACAAACUGUCUCUCCGCUAUAGCUAUCCAAUAUCCAUGUUUCUGCGGGUCCCAUGGCGCUGCCCAGGACUGGAAUCACCUCUGUGAACCCCAAAGCUCCUCUCUCUGUUCAGAGAGAGGGGGAUUCUGUGGGGCAGCUCUGUCUGCCACUUGGCUGCUGCUCUGUCAAUGGCAAAUCUCUGGCUGGUCCUUAGAAGACCGGAAAGAUGAAGUGGAAGGAUUUUGCAGCUUCGAGUCUGACUUAUUUCUGCCUGGCUCUGGGUUGAGGAGAGCUUACGGGCAUGAAGCAGUACUGCUGGUUAGUCCUCAGCCGGGUCGUUGCUUUGUUCAUACGGGUGAGCGAGUCCCAGCACAGUGUUGCUCCUCCCUUGCUCUCACCCUUGCAGAAAUGUUCCUCAGGUUGGCAAACACUGACUGAGCCGGAUCUUAGGAAGAUUACUGAAUUUUGGAUGCAGGAGGAACGUGGAAGAGGAGGAUUCUUCUCACCUGUCUGCUUUUCCGCAGCUGGCAAGGAGGCCGACAGACCUGGUAGAUGAGGGGGUCGGAAGGGAUUCCUUCGCAGCUUUGACAUGUUUAUUCUGUGAUCGUGGCAGGUUGCAUCAUCGCUUGUAUUUCAUUGCCCAUGAUGUGAUGAGAACUUGUCUCUGUAAGUUUUUCCCCUGUCAGCUCAGAAAGUGCUGAGGACUGGAGGUACCUCUCAGCUGGGAGCUCCCCUCCCCUCUUGCUGUCUGAUCUUUUCUCGGGUUCAGAUUAGGAGCAGAGUGUGCCGGGGACGCCCCUCCUUGGUAGGUGCACCGUGGGGCACAAGGACAGCCCGAGAGGACUGACCCUGUUUGGGCAGCUCAGAAGUGUUUCCUUGGGUGGAUGAGACUUCUGAAAGUCGGCAGGGAUAGAGCUGGCGCUGAAAAUCUCUCCCUGUGUAGCAUGGUGGGAGCAUUUGGGCUGCGGGCUGGAAAGACCCAGUGAGCAGCUUUCCAGGCGGCACGAACACCAGCGUCUGCUCUCAACCCUUGCCAAAUUCCCUGCGUGCCUCAGGGCAACUCUUUUGUUUCAUUUCUGGGUACUGCAGGUAUGAAACUACUUCUGAGCUGAACCGUGAAGGACCUUAAAGGGCUGUUUUCCAAACCAUAAAUUUGACCACAAAUUAAUGAGCAGUGCAGUUGUUGCUCUUGCAGUUGCUCUGCAUGGAGUCGCAGCCCGGGAGAUUUAUCCAGAUUAGUCCUGAGGCUCGAGGAGAUGUUGUUUAUUCUGCUUUUAGAUUGUGGGCAGGAUGAACAAGCAUUGGGAAGGUUGGGGGUGGGAAAAGUGUGGCUGUGUUUAAACUGCAUGUUUCCCUACAGCCUGUGACCUUUUUUUGAGGUGUUUUCUGGGUGUGAAAAGAGCUGCAGCUUUGAGCUAUAGCGAGGGGGGCACCAACCUGCUUACCACGCAAUGACUGGGCUUUUGUGCCACGGAGACAGGAACGCUUGGACUGGGGCUCAGGGCUCAGAUACUGCUUCCAUGGUCUCGUGCUGAGGUGUUGAUGUGCCCCCCUCCCCGUGCACGCUGGAUUAAUUAUUUUUGUAAACAAGAAGGGUUACAGAAGUUUACUUCUUCCACAAACUUUGUCUGGAAGGAAAUGAAGUUUGAGUACGGGGCAUCCCCUUUAUUUAUCCUCCUCUCCCCCACCUGACACACAGACUAACGACAGAGACAAUCAUUUUGUAGGGAGAAGGGAGGAAGCACUGCAGGAUUUUGUAUGCUGGUGUUGUUUAUAAAAUGAUUUUAUGGACAUGUCUGUAAAAUGUUCUCUAGAUUUUUUUCAAGCACACUAAUAAAAAGCAUCCUCAGCUUUG